Colletotrichum aenigma is the source of this 972-nucleotide messenger RNA. Its product is annotated as Secondary metabolism regulator LAE1. Gene Ontology annotation, molecular function: methyltransferase activity. The record is from RefSeq and is a predicted model, not a curated record. The coding region runs from base 1 to 972 and encodes 323 amino acids. Lineage: Eukaryota; Fungi; Ascomycota; Sordariomycetes; Glomerellales; Glomerellaceae. The transcript is spliced from 7 exons.
AUGGCAGACACCACCGAACAAGCUCCCCCGGAACCGAUCGAGGCGGGCGAUGCUGGCCAAAGUGAGGACGAGUUCGAGCCCCAGGAAUGGGAAUCGUCCUCGUCUGGAUCGGCUUCUGUUACGUCAUCCAUCUUGCAGCAUGCUUACGCCAACGGAAGACGGUAUCACUACUAUCGGGACGGAAAGUAUCCCAUCCCAAACGACGAUGUUGAACAGAACCGCGAGGACAUGAAGCACGCCAUGGUCAUGGAAUUAACCGACGGGAAACUCUUCCAUGCACCAAUUGGCGAAACACCUGGGAAGAUUCUGGAUCUAGGAACCGGAGUUGGUACCUGGGCGAUAGAAGUCGGAGAUCUCUAUCCCUCUGCAGAAGUGACUGGCUUAGACUUGUCUCUCCCAUUCAAUCGGACUGGUUUGGUGCCCCCAAAUGUUCACUUCAUCGUCGAUGACGUUGAGGACGAAUGGCUUUCUGGCGACAACUUCGACUUCAUCCACAUGCGGAACCUCGCAUCUUUGGCUCAUGACCUACCCAAGUUGCUUGAACAUGUCUAUGCCAAUCUCAAGCCUGGUGCGUGGGUCGAGACUCAGGAUUUCAGCGCCAACGUCGCCUGCGAUGACGGCACAAUGCCUGACGACUGGUACCUCUUGCAGCUUUGGGAGAAGAUCCGCCAGGCCAUGCCGAAGCUCAACAUCGAUAUACAGGUGGGACCUCGCGUCGGUAAAAUCAUGGAGGAGGCAGGCUUCGUCAACGUGCAGAAGAAGUCGUACAAGGUCCCUGUCGGGACUUGGCCCAAGGACAAGACCUUGCGCUUGGUGGGCAUGUACAUGCGAACCGUGACUGAGGACUUCCUGGGUGCGGCGGCGAGUAAGCCGUUGGCGGCUUUGGGCAUGGAGCGGACGGAGAUUGAGGUCUUCCUUGCCUUGGUCCGCAAAGCGAUUAGGGACCCUGAGGUGCAUGCGUAUGGCACUUAA